Molecule: messenger RNA, 1179 nt
Organism: Ctenocephalides felis (cat flea)
Lineage: Eukaryota; Metazoa; Arthropoda; Insecta; Siphonaptera; Pulicidae
Product: cAMP-dependent protein kinase catalytic subunit beta-like
Exons: 4
Coding region: 1-1179 (392 amino acids)
Biological process (GO): peptidyl-serine phosphorylation
Cellular component (GO): nucleus; cAMP-dependent protein kinase complex
Molecular function (GO): cAMP-dependent protein kinase activity; ATP binding
Source: RefSeq, a predicted model, not a curated record
AUGCGUCCCAAUCGCCUUUCGAAGCAACCACCAGAAGAUGCUUCCAGCUCUGUUCGGGAAAAUAUUCAGAAAUACAGUUUCGAGCGCAGACUUUCCUACGAUAUAAGGCCAGAGGAAGCAUUGCAGAAAGUCGAAGCCCACUGUGCGGAUUUCAAAUCGCAACUGGCCAAAGCGAAGGUAGCGUUCGACCGCCGUUACAAUGCCGAAGAGUUUCAAGAACGCGGAAAACUUAAAGAUUUCAAUAUACUAAGUACUCUGUCCAAAGGAGCCUACGGUACAGUGGUGCUGACCACUCUUGCAAAUGAUCCAAGUCUUGGUCUUGCUAUGAAAAUAUUAGAGAAGAGACAUCUCAUUAAAAAAAACUGUGUUCGACAAGCCCUAUCUGAAAUCAGGAUCCUGGACGCGGUUGAAUUUACAUUUUUAGUGCAUUUACAUUAUUACUUCAAAGAUAAUGUAUACAUAUUUUUGGUGAUGCAAUUUGUAAAUGGAGGAGACAUGUUCAUGCUUUUGAAAUCUGUGCGGAAGUUUGAUGAAACGCGAUCGAAAUUCUAUGCUGCCCAGGUGUGUUUGGCAUUUGAAUACUUACACUACAUGGGAGUGAUUUAUCGCGAUUUAAAACCGGAAAAUAUACUAAUUGAUUACGAGGGAUAUAUCAAGCUGACGGACUAUGGUUUCUGCAAAAAGGUGGAUGACGAUCGAACCUACACCUUAUGUUCUACGCCGGACUAUAUGGCCCCGGAGCUGAUCCUUAGUCAAGGGUACAAUCGAUCGGUUGACUGGUGGACAUUUGGCGUUCUCAUUUUUGAGAUGUCCUCCGGCAGGGCGCCAUUUACCGCAUCAAAUCCAAUGAAUCAGUACGAAAAAAUACUCAAGGCUGAUUAUCAAUUCCCUCCACACUUUUCGAAACCUCUUAAAGAUAUCAUAUCGAAUUUUCUUCAAGUGGAUCGCACCAAGAGAUUCGGUUCUCAAAAGAAUGCUAUAAAGCAGAUCAAAGGGCACGAAUGGUUCUACUCAUUAGACUGGAAUCAGGUAUUGAAUCGCUCGGUGAAAAACAUCUAUAGGCCAAAACUGAAGGGUCACUUGGACACGAGUUAUUUUGAAGCAUAUGACUCCAUGACUUUACGAAAGGCAUCCAAAAACGAAUACCCGCAAGAAUUUAGAAAAAUCAUAUUGGAAUAA